CGAAAUGUCAACAGAUACACGUACAUGUCCGACAUGAAACUGUGUUACUGUAUCGCAAAACCUUGUGUUUUCACUUGACAAACGGGUUGUUAUGACAAUGGCAGCCGUCGGACGGGAGGUUUUGUUGCUGACCGUCUUCCUGUUGUUAAACCCCUGCGAACCACAGCGAGCCGACAGAGAAAAGUCGCUGGAGCCGCAUGAGAAAGACGACGACGGGGGAGAGCAAGUGAAACAAGUCCCUGUGGAGAAGCAGCAAAUACAAGUGAACCACGAUGAAGACGAUGGAGUCGAUCCAAACACGUCACAGGUGGACGGACAGUCUCUCAGCAAGUCCAAUGACACAGAUAACUACAACAAUGAGACUCUCCUCUCCUCUGCCUCGACCAUUGUCAAGCCUCCGGCCACAGCGCCACCGACCCUCAAGCCCAUUCUGCCCUUGCAGACAGGGGUCAAGGCUCAAGAGGAGGAGCAGUCCAAUGGGCUGACAAUAUUCUUCAGCCUGUUGGUCAUUGGUAUCUGCAUCAUAUUGGUACACCUGCUCAUCAAGUUCAAGCUCCAUUUCCUCCCAGAGAGUGUGGCCGUGGUGUCUCUCGGGAUACUAAUGGGAGGCUUCAUCAAGAUUAUUGAGUUUCAAGAACUGGCCAACUGGAAGGAGGAGGAAAUGUUCCGGCCCAACAUGUUCUUCCUUCUGCUGCUGCCACCCAUCAUCUUUGAGUCGGGAUAUUCUUUACAUAAGGGGAACUUCUUCCAGAACAUUGGCUCCAUUACGCUCUUUGCUGUGAUUGGCACAGCCAUCUCAGCCUUCAUCGUUGGAGGAGGCAUCUAUUUCCUUGGCCAGGCAGAUGUGAUCUAUAAGAUGUCCAUGACCGACAGCUUUGCCUUCGGCUCACUGAUCUCGGCUGUGGACCCUGUGGCAACCAUUGCCAUUUUCAACGCCCUCAACGUGGACCCGGUCCUCAACAUGCUGGUGUUUGGCGAAAGCAUCCUCAAUGAUGCUGUCGCCAUCGUCCUGACCAACACCGCUGAGGGUUUCUUUUCCCGUUCAGACACCAACUCCACGGUAACAGGCUGGGAGAUCUUCCUGCAAGCACUGAGUUACUUUCUGAAAAUGUUUUUUGGAUCCGCCGCUCUGGGAACCCUCACUGGACUCAUCUCGGCUGUCUUUCUGAAACACUUUGACCUGAGGAAGACUCCUUCCCUGGAGUUUGGUAUGAUGAUCAUAUUUGCAUACCUACCGUACGGGCUGGCAGAGGGCAUCCAGCUGUCUGGGAUCAUGUCUAUCCUGUUUGCUGGAAUCGUGAUGUCUCAUUACACCCAUCACAACCUGUCUCCCAUCACUCAGAUCCUCAUGCAGCAGACACUGCGCACAGUCGCGUUCAUGUGUGAAACAUGUGUGUUUGCCUUCCUCGGACUCUCCAUCUUUAGUUUCCCACAUAAUUUUGAAUUCUCCUUUGUCAUCUGGUGCAUAGUCCUCGUGCUUCUGGGUCGAGCAGUGAACAUCUUCCCUCUCUCCUUCCUGCUGAACUUUUUCAGAGACCAUAAGAUCAACCCCAAAAUGAUGUUCAUCAUGUGGUUCAGUGGUUUGAGAGGAGCCAUCCCCUAUGCUCUGAGUCUUCACCUGGGCCUGGAGCCCAUCGAGAAGCGGCAGCUGAUCGGCACCACCACCAUCAUCAUCGUCCUCUUCACCAUCCUCUUCCUGGGGGGCGGGACCAUGCCUCUCAUCCGCCUUAUGGACAUAGAGGAGAGCCAGACUCGAAGAAAGAGCAAGAAGGACAUCAAUCUCAGCAAGACACAGAAAAUGGGUAAUACCAUUGAGUCGGAGCAUCUAUCAGAACUGACCGAGGAGGAAUACGAGGCUCAGAUCUUCCAGAGACAAGAUCUGAAGGGUUUCAUGUGGCUCGAUGCUAAGUACCUGAACCCUUUCUUCACUCGAAGGCUAACCCAAGAGGACCUGCUGCACGGCCGGAUCCAGAUGAAAACCCUGACCAACAAGUGGUAUGAAGAAGUUCGCCAGGGACCGUCAGGCUCUGAGGAUGAUGAAGACGAGGCAGAAAUCCUGUGAGGUCAACACAGACUCUGUGUGUGUGUGUGUGUGUGUGUGUGUGCGUGU
This is a messenger RNA of Solea senegalensis (Senegalese sole), 2110 nucleotides long. It is a transcript of the gene slc9a8, whose product is annotated as solute carrier family 9 member 8. Gene Ontology annotation, molecular function: sodium:proton antiporter activity. Gene Ontology annotation, cellular component: membrane; Golgi apparatus. The coding region runs from base 92 to 2062 and encodes 656 amino acids. Gene Ontology annotation, biological process: proton transmembrane transport; regulation of pH; sodium ion transport. The record is from RefSeq and is a predicted model, not a curated record. Lineage: Eukaryota; Metazoa; Chordata; Actinopteri; Pleuronectiformes; Soleidae. The transcript is spliced from 16 exons.